Messenger RNA from Purpureocillium takamizusanense, 2443 nucleotides. RefSeq lists its product as uncharacterized. The record is from RefSeq and is a predicted model, not a curated record. The transcript is spliced from 2 exons. Gene Ontology annotation, molecular function: aspartic-type endopeptidase activity. Gene Ontology annotation, biological process: proteolysis. NCBI's taxonomy places the organism in Eukaryota, Fungi, Ascomycota, Sordariomycetes, Hypocreales, Ophiocordycipitaceae. Bases 686 to 2131 code for a protein of 481 amino acids.
AUACUUUCCACGCUGCUCUGGUUCUGGAUGGAUCAACUGUUUCCAAGACUCAUCUUUUGUUCUCACCCUUUCAACUAAUACCAAGGCCGACGAACCCACAAGUCGCUCCCCCGCCUAAUAACUACUCGCUCCCCCGCCUCCUCUGUCGGCUCCCGCGCCGUGGCCCAGCCGGUACGAUACUGUACGUACGCGUUCCCGACGCCACUCAGCAGCCGAAUCGGCCUGCAUCGUGACCUCCCUCUCCGGAUUCUACCUCCCGAUAUAGCCGGGACCAACGCCCACCGAUAAUUCACCACCUCUAGUCAAGUUUGACGACGCACGGCGGUGCCGAAGAACCGUGGUCUCUCUUCUGCGCACAUCCAUCCUCGGUAGCCAUUGCCGACCUCGCGGGCCAUUUUACAUAUUCGCUCGCAGAGUGGCUGCCACCAAACGUCCGUCUGAAUCGAGACUAGAUCGGCUUCAUCACCUCCGAAGACAAAUCAGUUCUGGCUUCCGCGCGCACGGCAACUCGGCUGGAUGGUCUGCGUCGGCCCUUUGUUCUCAGUGAUAGCGACGCUCAGAUAGCGCGCCUGGACAGCCCUAUAACUGGCCCUCCUCACCGGCCCUACGUCUUCUACGUCUUAGAGAUCCCAAUUGCCCUUGUCGAGACUGAUGAUAAAAACGAUAAAGUAUACACACUAAUACGAUGUUUACAACCCUCUUAUUCGCUGCAACUCUAUUCCUCUUUCCCGGCGAUGCAUUGGUACUACGGCACCCAACUGAUGGCGUCCCCCGGGUUGUUCAUCUCGAUUUGCAGAGAGCCCACGUCCGCGACCCCGUCUCCCGUGACAAGUUACGCAGGCGAGCUAAGCCCAUAAAGGGCAUCUUGGAGAACCAGCAAACCCUCUACUUGCUCAACGUAUCCCUCGGCACCCCACCGCAACAAGUCCGCGUGCACCUCGACACAGGGAGCAGCGAUCUCUGGAUUAACACGGAGGCUUCCACCUUUUGCCUCCAGUCCGAUGCUCCGUGCAAGGCUACCGGCACCUACUCAUCCAAUCACUCCUCGACGUAUCGGUACGUCAACGGCGACUUCAACAUCUCCUACGUAGAUGGCACGUCAGCUUUCGGCGACUAUGUUACCGACACUAUCCGUGUUGGCGACAGUAACCUGCAAGAAUUCCAAUUUGGCGUUGGAUACAACAGUACCUCGGCGGAAAAUGUGCUAGGCAUCGGGUAUCCAGGCAACGAGGCCCAGGUGGCGCGCUUGGACAGGAAGCCGUACCAGAACUUACCCGCCAAGAUGGCUGCUGCCGGUCUUAUCGCUUCCAACGCGUACAGUCUGUGGCUGAACGACAUUAAUGCCAAUACCGGCACCAUACUCUUUGGUGGUGUGGACACGGCUCACUAUCAAGGCGAUCUGAUCUCCCUUCCGGUCCAGAAGGUUGACGAUUCCUACAUCGAGUUUUAUGUCACCUUGACGGGCAUGGACUUCGGCUCCCAUACCGUCGUGAAGAACAUGUCUCUCGCUGUUCUUCUAGACUCAGGGUCGUCCCUUACCUAUCUACCCAACGACAUAGCAAACGACAUAUAUGAGCUCGUCAAUGCAUCCUUACAGAAAGACGAUGGCGUGGCACUCGUGCCCUGCUCUUAUCGCGACCAAAACACCACCUUGACUUUCAAGUUCAGCGAUCCAGCCACAAUUUCUGUGCCCAUGAGAGAGCUGGUUCUUGACAUGCUAGACGAUGAUGGCAAAUCGAUAGCUUUCGACGACGGUGUCCAGGCGUGUCUAUUUGGCAUUUCGCCCACGGAUGACGCUACGAGCGUAUUGGGCGACACGUUUUUGCGGAGUGCAUACACCGUGUACGACCUGGACAACAACGAGAUCUCCUUUGCGCAGGCCAGGCACAACGUGACGACAUCUAAUGUGAAGGAGAUUGGCAAGGGAACCGGAGCCGUGCCUGCAGCCAAAGCGGCUCCGUCGCCUGUGACUGCAUCAUCUGGAAUGCCGGGUCAGUCUGGUCGCCCCGGCCAGCACCCAGGUCAAAACAUCAUAAGCAGCGGAACCAACGCGAUGGCACCGGCCAUAUCCCCGGGCCUGCUGGUCGCCAUGUCAAGCCUGUUCUUCUACUGCCGAAGGCUCUGCCUUUGAGAUACAGGUUCACGACUGCUCCCCUGUCAUGAUGGCUCGAGAGCGCCGCAACGGCGUUACAAAUUGGUUUUAGACACAGUGCGACGGGCUGAAAUCGUGGAAAUGACGAGCGACGGCCAGCACGCGGGCGACUGUGACUUAUAUAGUAUUGCCAUCUGAGUGGCGCGUGGCGUUGCGGAGGGACCUGACGGGCGUAUUCUUGGACAGUGCGACACCAACGCGACGGGCUCGUGAUCCUAAUUGAAUAGAACAUAGAAGUUAACGUACAGUACACCUACAUGAUCAUGCACAUAGGGAGUGCAGUCCACUGGC